AUGGCUCAGUAUAUUUUACGAAUCCUCACUCAUAAUGCCAUAGAACUCAACUCUCCUCAUAAAUGUAGUCUUUUACUGCGUACAUUAAAACACCAUAAUCCUGACAUUGUUCUCUUGCAGGAAACACAUUGGUUAGCAAGCAAACCUGCUAAAUUCUCCUCCAAGUCCUAUACUCACAUUGAAUAUGCCCCUUUCACCAAGAAAGCUAGAGGCACUGCCAUUCUACUCCAUAAGCUAAUCACAUUUGAGUCAAUCCAGGUCAUUAAGGAUCCUCAAUCUAGAUAUGUCAUUCUGAUCUGCAACUAUGAUGUUUGGAGAGCUGUCCAUCCUGAAGACAAGGACUAUACACAUUUCUCACACCCGCACAAGCAAUAUGCUAGACUAGAUUACAUAUUCUCCACCGCUGACUCAUUAGACCUCAUUACAAAAGCCAACAUUUCCCUGUGUGCCUGGUCGGAUCAUGAUGACGUCCUGGCUUACAUAUGCUCCGCAAACACCGUACAUAUUAGAGCCCCUUGGCGCAUGCCUCAUCAUCUCCUUGGAAAUGUCCAUUUCUCUGCCAGCACAUCACAUGAGGAUAUUUCCUUCACUGAUUAUGGAGAUGUACCAGGACAUUAUGAUAUUAUAAACUGGAUCCCAUCAGACAUCCCAGGAAAACUAGAUCCUAAUAAAGUUGGAAGCUUUAACUCCUUAGCUCCUAAGGGAAAGCAGUUUAUUGUCAAUGACAGUGCGAUCAUUUGGAGCCCUAAAUUAAAAACAAUGCCCACAUCAGUUUGUAAUGACAUCUGUGCCCAUGGAUACAGAAAGGUUCCUUGGAAGGAAUAUCCUGCCUGCUGCUAUGGUUGUGUGCCGUGUGCAGAGGGAGAGAUCUCUAAAACAACAGAUGCGGAAACCUGUAUAACAUGUCCCGAAGAUCAGUGGCCCAAUGAUAAGAGAACUAUAUGCAUCAGAAAGACAGUGGAAUUCCUCUCAUUUGAGGAAACAUUAGGGAUUGUCUUCACUUCAAUUUCCAUCUUCUGCUGUAUUGUCACCAUUACUAUCCUUGUAAUUUUCAUUAAGCAUCGCACAACUCCUGUAGUAAAAGCCAACAACCAGAACCUAAGCUACACCCUUCUCCUCUCCCUCAUGUUGUCCUUCCUCUGCUCCUUACUGUUCAUUGGACGUCCUGUGCAGGUGUCCUGCCUACUUAGACAAUCUGCCUUUGGAAUCAUUUUUACUGUUUCUGUCUCUUCUGUCCUGGCAAAAUCAGUCACUGUUGUAAUUGCCUUUAAUGCCACCAAACCUGACAGCAAGAUAAAGAAGUGGGUGGGAUCCCGAGUGUCCAUCCGUCUGGUCCUUGUCUGCUCUCUAGGUCAGACUGUUAUAUGCACGCUGUGGUUGGCUCUCUAUCCACCAUAUCCAAACUAUGACACUCAGUCUUACAUAGGAACAAUAAUAUUACAGUGUAACGAGGGCUCUAUCACUGCAUUUUACCUUGUGAUAGGUUACAUAGGAUUCCUUUCUACAGUCAGUUUCAUUGUGGCUUUCAUGGUUAGGAAGUUACCUGCCAGUUUCAAUGAGGCCCAGAUGAUCACAUUCAGCAUGCUGGUGUUCUGCAGUGUUUGGAUCUCUUUCAUCCCAGCGUACCUGAGCACCAAGGGCAAAUAUGUGGUAGCUGUAGAGAUAUUUGCUAUCCUGGCCUCUAGUGCAGGACUGCUGGGCUGUAUAUUCAUUCCCAAGUGCUACAUUAUAUUAUUUAAGCCUGAGCUGAACACCAGGGUACAUAUUAUAAGUAAACAUUAA
This is a messenger RNA of Bombina bombina (fire-bellied toad), 1782 nucleotides long. RefSeq names its product vomeronasal type-2 receptor 26-like. Gene Ontology annotation, biological process: G protein-coupled receptor signaling pathway. Bases 1 to 1782 code for a protein of 593 amino acids. Gene Ontology annotation, molecular function: G protein-coupled receptor activity. Lineage: Eukaryota; Metazoa; Chordata; Amphibia; Anura; Bombinatoridae. The record is from RefSeq and is a predicted model, not a curated record. Gene Ontology annotation, cellular component: membrane. The transcript is spliced from 6 exons.